Acytostelium subglobosum LB1 is the source of this 507-nucleotide messenger RNA. RefSeq lists its product as hypothetical. Gene Ontology annotation, cellular component: P-body; spliceosomal tri-snRNP complex; U6 snRNP. Gene Ontology annotation, biological process: P-body assembly; nuclear-transcribed mRNA catabolic process; spliceosomal snRNP assembly. The record is from RefSeq and is a predicted model, not a curated record. NCBI's taxonomy places the organism in Eukaryota, Evosea, Eumycetozoa, Acytosteliales, Acytosteliaceae. Bases 1 to 507 code for a protein of 168 amino acids. Gene Ontology annotation, molecular function: U6 snRNA binding. The transcript is spliced from 3 exons.
AUGCUACCUCUAUCACUGUUACGUACUGGUCAAGGCCAUCAAAUUAUGGUCGAGCUAAAGAAUGGUGAAACAUACAAUGGAAUACUUGUCAACUGUGACAAUUGGAUGAAUAUCAAUAUGAAGACUAUAGUUAGAACAUCAAAGGAUAGUGAUAAGUUCUGGAAGCUACAGAGCUGUUAUAUUAGAGGCAACACAAUCAAAUAUAUAUCGGUGCCUGAUGAGAUCAUCGACUUGGUGGUGGAGGAGGAACAGAUUGUAAAGCAUCACAUGCCAACAGGUACUCCAGGCGGUCGCGGUGACGGAGGUCGCGGACGUGGUGGCGAUUACAGAGGCGGUCGUGGACGUGGCGAUGGUGCUGGUCGCGGCAGAGGUGAUGGUGGUGCCCCUGGUGGUGGAGGCAGAGGAAGAGGCGACGGAGGUGGACGUGGACGUGGCGAAUAUAGAGGCGGUCGUGGUGGCAGAGGCGAUGGCGGUCACCGAGGAGGCAGAGGUGGUUCAUACUCCUAA